AUGAGCGCUGCGAGGCUCCUGUCACGGAAGCCCUUGCAUUAUGCUACGUUUGCAGUGGCUGCGGGUGCCGGCAUUUACACCACUCGGCGUCAGACAUCUACUAUCAAGCUCGACAGUCCAUUGAGCAAGACCUCCGUACCUACUGCCAAUUCACCAGAGUAUAGCAAACGAGUGCGAAGCCAUUUUGAUCAUCACCAGAACCCCGAGCAUGCCUCUAAGAAAGGCGAUGCCGAGAUAAUACGGAAAGUCAACGAUCCUGAUACAUAUGGCCCGGGCUUCGAAGACGAUGAUGAUAACGCUUGGGCAAACUUCUCACGAAGUUUCAAUACUGUUAGGGAGGGCAUCGAAAGAAUACAAUGGACAACCGUGGGCGACAAGAUCACGGAACUUGUUAUUCCUAGUUGGGCAAAGUUUCUGCCAGAAGGGCUCGAAAAGUUAAGAUUCGAGCUUUCCAUGCAACCAGGUACUUUAGCGGACGAAAUAUGGGAAGAGGCACAUGACCCAUCAAUCAACCCUGAAAUUCUAUGGAACGCCACAGUACGUGUAGGUGAGACACUGGGAAAGGACGAGCUGGAUUUUCGUCGCAAGAGAAAGGCAUACAUUGUCAAGGCCCUGGCCAGAUAUCUCGACAUUGACGAGCAAGAGAUAGACCCCGAGGAUGUACCAACCAUUGCCGUCUGUGGUAGCGGAGGAGGGUUGAGAGCACUGGUAGCUGGCGCAAGCAGUUGUCUCUCUGCUCAACAAGCAGGACUUUUUGACUGCGUCACAUACACUGCUGGCGUUAGUGGUAGCUGCUGGAUGCAGACCAUCUACUUCUCCUCACUUGGAAAGCAGAACCAUGCAACGGUCCUGAAGCACUUAAAGUCAAGGAUUGGUACCCACAUCGCAUUUCCCCCUGCCGCAAUGAAAUUGGUUCUAUCCGCCCCAACUAACAAGUAUCUUUUGAGUGGCUUCGUAGAGAAGCUCAAAGGAGACCCAGGCGCCAACUUUGGUCUGGUGGACAUAUACGGUGGCCUUCUUGCAGCAAGACUGCUGGUGCCCAAUGGGGAUCUUAACGUCCAGGACCAUGAUCUAAAGCUGUCCAAUCAACGGAUAUACCUUGAAAAUGGCGAACACCCUAUGCCUAUAUACACGGCAGUGCGGCAUGAGAUCCCUGUAGACGAAGCGGAGCGUGAAGAGGCGAAAGAUAAUCUUGCACUCAAGCAGGAAAUCAAAGACAAGGCUAGAAAAGAGGCCUGGUUUCAGUGGUUCGAAAUGCAUCCAUGGGAAGUUUGGUGCGAAGAGAUGGGUGCAGGCAUACCAACAUGGGCUUUAGGAAGGCCCUUCAAAAAUGGCCAAAAUCAGAUCCUUGAAACGGGCGUUGCUAUGCCUGAGAUACGACAAAGCCUUCUGUUAGGUAUCUGGGGUUCAGCAUUUUGUGCGACACUAUCUCACUACUAUAAGGAGAUCAAACCUCUGCUCCUAGGCAUAGUUGGGUUUGCAGGUAUCAAUGAGCUAUUGGAAGGCAAAAAUGACGACCUCGUCAAAAUCCACCCCAUCGAACCAGCAACGAUCCCUAAUUUUGUUUACGGCAUGAAGGAUCAAUUACCAUCGACAUGUCCAGAUUCGGUUUUCCAGAGUGAUCAUUUGCAACUAAUGGAUGCCGGCAUGAGCAACAAUUUGCCCAUAUACCCGCUUCUCCGCCCUGGGAGGGACGUGGACAUAGUGAUUGCCUUUGAUGCAUCGGCCGACAUUCAGCAAGAGAAUUGGCUAUCUGUUGUGGAUGGCUAUGCCAAACAACGUGGCAUCAAAGGCUGGCCACUUGGCGCUGGCUGGCCUGGCAAAUCCUCGAACUCAGAGGAGACCGUGCAAGUACUGGUAGAGGCGCAGACUGCAACAGCGCAAGAUGCUGCGGCCAAAAUAGCAGAAGCAAGAGAACAGGGGAGAAAGGACAAGUCCGUGGAAGAUCAGCCAAAUAACCAAGGUGUACCAGAAAGCCCCACCACUGGUGACAGUCCGGACAAACAAACAGAACUGGGCGCAUGCAACGUUUGGGUAGGAACGAAGGAAGAAAGGAUCAGUGAUGAAGAGCCGCCGCCAUCUAAGUUGCUUGGUUGGGACGAUCCCAGGGACUCUACAUUUCACUUGACCAGCCCAAGCGCAGGCAUAGCGGUGGUCUAUUUCCCAUUGCUGCCAAAUCCGAAAGUUGAAGGUGUUGAUCCAGAUAAGAGCGAUUAUCUUUCGACAUGGAACUUCAUCUAUACCCCUGAGCAGAUCGACAAAGUUGCUGAGCUUGCAAAGACAAACUUCGAGGAGGGAGCGGACAUCACCAAGCGUACCGUGCGAGCAGUUUAUGAGCGUCGGAAGAAGCAGAGACUGGAGCGUGAGGCUAAGCUAAGGACCAAAGUAUGGAAGAACAAGCUCAGAGAGCACGGAGACAGUUUUGCAGGAAGCUGA
Exophiala bonariae is the source of this 2436-nucleotide messenger RNA. RefSeq lists its product as uncharacterized. The record is from RefSeq and is a predicted model, not a curated record. The coding region runs from base 1 to 2436 and encodes 811 amino acids. Gene Ontology annotation, molecular function: A2-type glycerophospholipase activity. Gene Ontology annotation, cellular component: cytosol. Gene Ontology annotation, biological process: glycerophospholipid catabolic process. The transcript has a single exon. Lineage: Eukaryota; Fungi; Ascomycota; Eurotiomycetes; Chaetothyriales; Herpotrichiellaceae.